Molecule: messenger RNA, 1296 nt
Organism: Zygosaccharomyces rouxii
Lineage: Eukaryota; Fungi; Ascomycota; Saccharomycetes; Saccharomycetales; Saccharomycetaceae
Gene: KES1
Product: oxysterol-binding protein KES1
Exons: 1
Coding region: 1-1296 (431 amino acids)
Biological process (GO): piecemeal microautophagy of the nucleus; exocytosis; maintenance of cell polarity
Cellular component (GO): membrane; cytosol; intracellular membrane-bounded organelle
Molecular function (GO): oxysterol binding
Source: RefSeq, a predicted model, not a curated record
AUGACAACCUAUGCAAAUUCAUCAACGUGGACGUCUUUUUUGAAGUCUAUUACUUCGUUUAACGGUGACUUGUCCUCUUUGUCAGCACCACCUUUUAUCUUAUCGCCAACUUCAUUAUCUGAAUUUUCCCAGUACUGGGCAGAGCAUCCUGACUUAUUUUUAGGUCCUGCCUUCAUCAAGAAUGAAUCCGAUGCUUCCAAGAUUUGCCCCGGUAUUGAUGUCGAAUCUCCGGAAGUCGCACGUAUGUUGGCCGUGGUUAAAUGGUUUAUCUCAACACUAAAGAGUCAAUAUUGUUCACGUAGUGAGAGUAUGGGCACCGAAAAGAAACCAUUAAACCCAUUUUUGGGUGAAUUGUUCGUCGGUAAAUGGGAUAACAAAAAUCAUCCAGAUUUUGGUGAAACUGUUUUAUUAAGCGAACAAGUAUCUCACCAUCCACCAAUUACCGCUUAUUCAAUUUUUAACGAUAAAAAUGAUGUUAGCCUACAGGGUUACAAUCAAAUCAAAUCAUCAUUCUCCAAAUCUUUAACGCUUAGCGUCAAACAAUAUGGUCAUGCACUUUUGUCCGUCGGUAAAGAAUCUUAUCUAAUCACUUUACCACCUUUGCACGUUGAAGGUAUUUUAGUUGCAAGUCCAUUUGCCGAAUUAGAAGGUAAAUCUUAUAUCCAAAGUUCAACAGGCUUAUUAUGUGUGUUAGAAUAUUCCGGUAGAGGCUACUUCUCCGGUAAGAAGAACUCUUUCAAGGCAAGAAUCUUCAAGGAUUCAAAAGAUAGUAAAGAUAAGGAUAAAGCGCUAUACACCAUAUCUGGUCAAUGGUCCGGAUUAUCGAAGAUUUCCCAAUCAAAUAAACAUAAAGAUGACGGCGUUUUGUUUUACGAUGCUUCAAAGAACCCAACUGAGUUGUUAAACGUCAAAGAUAUAAAGGAUCAACACCCACUUGAAUCAAGAAGGGCAUGGAAGGAUGUAGCAGAAUCAAUUAAACAAGGCGAUUAUGAAAACAUUACGAAAGCAAAGACCGAAUUGGAAGAAUCUCAAAGAUCAAGAAGGAAAGAAGAAGUAUCAAAGGGCAUCCAGUGGCAACAGAGGUGGUUCAAAGGUGUCGAUUAUUCUCAAGCCCAAGAAGACGAUUUUUCAUUGUUAUCUGGUUUAGCUAAUUUAUCAGUAAAGAAUUUGUUUAGUGGUACAACUACUGAAGAUAAGGAUGAAAAGAAAGACGUCCCAUCCUUACAUUGGAGAUUCCAAAGGGCGGCGUGGGACAACGAGAAGGAGAUUCGUCUUUCCGGUGCAAGCUCUUCAUAG